AUGAAUGAUAUUCCAUUCAACUUUGUGAAGAAUCAGCUGGCCACCGGAACUGCUUUGCAUGGUCUCUCCGCUAAUUUCACCGAGGAUCUUAGCCCCACGAAAGAAGAGAUACUCAAGCAGGCGGCUUCUUCGUUCUACAGCGUUCCAGGUGACUGUAUCCUUAACCCACACAUUCUUCCUGACUAUGAUGUGCUAUAG
Molecule: messenger RNA, 198 nt
Organism: Sparassis crispa
Lineage: Eukaryota; Fungi; Basidiomycota; Agaricomycetes; Polyporales; Sparassidaceae
Exons: 4
Coding region: 1-198 (65 amino acids)
Source: RefSeq, a predicted model, not a curated record